AAACGUUGUCACUGCGCAUCAGAAGUUCAACUCUGAUCCUGGUUGACUGCAGAGUAACCAUGGUAACAGCAGCUCUGAGCUUUUAUUCUGAAAUCCAUGAAUCGGCAGAUUAACGAGCAGCUGCAGAUUUUUUGUCUGUCUCCCCAUGACAUCACUGAAACAGAGCGAGCAGCGGUCAGACUGAGGCUGGAUGAAGACUUGAAGGUUCCUCUGCAGAACGUUCUGAGUGAGAACGUGAUGGAGCCUCCUGACAGCAGCCUGACAGGCUCAGAGUCUGCAGACAGCAGCAUCGGGGACGUGGACGACCUGCCGGUCCCUCAGCAGAUCCGGAUCAGUAACAUCACCUGUGAUUCGUUUAAGAUCAGCUGGGACAUGGACAGCACAGGCAGAGAGAGGAUCACACAUUACUUCAUCGACCUCAACAAGAAGGAGAACAAGAACUCCAACAAGUUUAAACACAAGGACGUACCGACGAAGCUGGUGGCGAAGGCGGUUCCCUUGCCGAUGAAGGUGCGAGGUCACUGGUUCCUGAGCCCUCGCACAGAGUACACCGUAGCCGUCCAGACUGCCGCCAAACAGCCCGACGGAGGCUACGGCGUCUCUCGAUGGAGCGAGAUCAUCGAGUUCUGCACUGCAGAUUACUCCACCGUCCAUCUGAACCAGCUGCUGCACAAAGCCGAGGCCAUCGCCGGCAGGAUGCUGCCGUUCACCGUCUUCUACCGAAACCAGCAGCAGGAAUACUUCCAACAGGCCAGCCCCUCUUAUCGCUCCAGAGACGCUCAGUGCCAUCGGAUGCUGCCGGCAGUGAAAGACAACAGCGGCAGUCACGGAUCUCCCAUCAGUGGCAAACUGGAGGGAGUCUUCUUCAGCUGCAACACAGAGUUCAACACUGGAAAACCCCCCCAGGACUCCCCAUACGGACCCUACCGCUUCCAGAUCCAAGCAGACAUCCUUUUCAACCACAACACAAACAUCUACUUUGGGGAUUUCUACUGCAUGUACACGUCCUAUCACUACGUCAUCCUGGUCCUCGCUCCUGACGGCUCCAAAGGAGACGUCUUUUGUAAAGGGAGGCUACCGGCACUGGAUAGAUCCAACAACUGCUUCCUGAGCUGCACCGAAGAGGACGAUGGUUUGCUGUCUUUCCGUCACGCUCAGGAUGUCAUUCUGGAAGUGAUCUACACGGAGCCGGUGGAUCUGUCCUCAGGGAUGGUAACACAGAUCAGUGGGCACCAGCUCAUGAGUCAGUCCACCCUCAACGCCAAGAAAGAUCCCAGCUGCAAGAUCUGCAACAUCAGCGUGGGACGUUAGCCGGGUUCUGGACGACCAGCUAACCUGCUGAUUACUGAUACAGUGGUUAGAUCUGAGGCUGGUUGGGUAAACAUAGCAUCCACUUUAAUAAUAUGUGCACUCACCAUUAUUAUAUUACAAUUAUUAUAGCUUCAAAUGAUUCUGCUGUUAUCAGCCAACGCUUUAGAUUACUGAAGCAGAAUAACUCAAAAGCGACAUAUUGAAUUACAGAUCAUUGUUUUCAUUUUACAUACAUUAGUCUGUAAUUUAAGAAAGCAGAAAGUAAUGAAGUCUUUUUUCUGUAUGAAAUGACAAAUAACUGUAAAAUGACAGUAUUGUCUUACUUUGGUUGUUAUUUUACAAAAACUUUUUUUAAAUCUGUUUUUAUUUGGACAAACCUUUUUUUUUGUUCUUCAUUAGGAUCAGCUCAUUUCACCUUGUGUCGUAUUUCUAGUUAUAAUAUGAAUCUCACAGAGCGCUGACAUGUCGGUGUGGAGUAGAUUAAAAAUGUUUGAGAGAAUCAGCACGGACAGUUUGACAUCAUGUCACUUCAUUAAAGUGAUAUUCUGAUUAAAAUGAAGAUUGUUUGUCAAAGUUCAUUAUGAAGAAAUGAUCAUGAAGAAAAUCAGUGAAAUCGUUGGUGAAUAAGUUAAAGUUUAGAAAAUACACAGUGACAAAAAAAAAAAAAAAACAUCUAACAUAAGAAACUGCUUGAAUGAUC
Larimichthys crocea (large yellow croaker) is the source of this 2011-nucleotide messenger RNA. Its product is annotated as phytanoyl-CoA hydroxylase-interacting protein-like. The record is from RefSeq and is a predicted model, not a curated record. Lineage: Eukaryota; Metazoa; Chordata; Actinopteri; Sciaenidae. Gene Ontology annotation, molecular function: protein binding. Gene Ontology annotation, cellular component: cytoplasm. The transcript is spliced from 7 exons. Bases 97 to 1311 code for a protein of 404 amino acids.